AUGAACAUCUGCGGAUAUUAAAUGGCUUAACAGCGGAACGAAAACAACAAUUUAAGAUCAAGAUAAGAUCUGUACACUGUUGGAUAUUUGGAUAAACCAGGUAUCAGCCAUCUCUGCAAAUAAUAGUGCACCAUGGCCACCGCCUGUCAGCUGCCCAAGGACCAGUUCCUCUGCUCCAUCUGCCUGGAUGUGUUCACAGAGCCCGUCACUUUACCUUGUGGUCACAACUUCUGCUGGAGCUGCAUCGAUCGGCGCUGGUGUGUUAAUACCAAGUGCAUGUGCCCUUCAUGUAAAAAAAUCUUUUUCUACAGACCAGAGCUAAAAGUUAAUACUUUUAUAGCUAAGAUGGCUGCUCAUUUUCAACAAUCGGAAUACAAUUCCAUCUGGAGGUCAGGGAGGUUGGUUAAGAAGCAGAUAUCAAUGAAAGAGCCUGCUGAGCCACAGGCAUCAGAGAAAGAGGCUGCUGAGGAGCAGGUACUGGAGGAAGAGAUCGCUAAACCAGGAGAAGUGUCCUGUGACAUGUGCCCUGAGCCCAAACGCAAAGCUGUAAAGUCCUGCCUGAUGUGUUUGUGCUCGUACUGUGAGUCUCACCUGGAGCCUCACCUGAAGAUGGGUGCUCUGAGGAGGCACCAGCUCACAGAGCCUCAGGGAAAUCUGGAGGACAGAGUGUGUGCUAUACACAACAAACCUCUGGAGCUGUUCUGUAGCAGCGAGCACAUCUGUGUGUGUGUGCUGUGUGUGUACUCAGAGCACAAGGGUCAUGAGGUUGUCCCCCUGAACGAGGCAUUUGAACAGCAGAAAAUACUAAUGCAGAAGGCUGAGGACCACAUCCAGGAGGACAUUGACAGGAGAAUGAAGAAGAUCGCUGAGCUGCGCAGCUCUGUGGGGGUCAGUCAAGCUGCUGCAGACAGAGAAAUAUCUGAGGGAGUCAAAGCAUUUACAGCUCUGAAGGAGACUGCGGAGAGAGGCCAGGACCUCCUCAUCUCUGAGAUCAGCAAGAAGAAGACAGACACAAAAGACCAGGCAGAAGGUCUCAUCCAAGAGUUAGAGCAGGAGAUCUGUGAGCUGAAGAAGAGAAGAGCUGAGCUGCAGCAGCAGCUCUCUCAGUCUGAAGACCCUUUCUUCCUUCUCCAGACCUCCUCAGUACCAAGCCCCCUGACACCAACCAGAGACUGGACAAGUGUCACUGUCUGUGCCCCAACAUAUGAAGGUGCUGUGGCCAGAGCACUGAGUCAGCUGGAGCAGGACUUCAAUGAGAAGACCAGGAUGCUGUAUAAGAAAGAUCUGAACAGAGUCAAAACACAGAAAGUAGAUCUCACCAUGGAUACAGAGUCAGCUCCAACUAGAGUCCAACAAACAGAAGAUCAGAGAAAUAUCCCAGAAAGCCCCAAGAUUGUGGGUCUCUCUGAGAGUUUUUAUUUUGAGGCUGAGGUCAAAGGGAAGACUGAGUGGACUUUAGGAGUGGCGGAAGAGUCCGUCAACAGGAAAGCGCCACUCACACUGAACCCACAAAAUGGCUUCUGGACCAUAACUUUAAAGGAUGGAGCUUAUUAUGUUUCUGACAAUCCUAAAAUCUCUGUCUUUACAAAGUGCAGGCCUGAGAAAGUGGGUGUGUUUGUUGAUUCUAAAGAGGGAGUUGUCUCUUUCUAUGAUGUAGAAGCUGCAGCUCUGCUCUACUCCUUCACUGGUGUCACCUUUAAGGAGAGCCUGCGCCCUUUUUACAGUCCUGGUCAUCUGUGGGAUAGUUCUUCUCCAGUGGUCUAUGGUACUACUGACGACUCUAAAGGUGUCUUAUUAGAUGACCUUGUGGAGAAGCUUCAACAGCGCUUUUACACAGAACUUGACAAAAAACACAUAAACUUGGAUUCCCAAAACCACACUCUGUUUGAAGGGAUCCUAACGGAGUUUAGGCAGAUGAUGAUGGAAACUGAUUUGAGAUAUUGAUUAGAGCUGUACGCCAUUAGUCGACUAGUCCAUUAAUUGCAGAUGAUGUCUUAGCUGAUCAAACUUUUUACUUCUUACUUCAUUAGGGUUAUAAUGAAGGGUUUAGUUGGACCAUGGGAAAAAGCAAAAUGCAUGGACUUUGCUUGAGUUUUGAGGGAGACUGGACGGUUUAAUCUGCCUUUUCACUUAUGAUGAUGCUAUUUACUAGUAUUUCUCUGUAUACUUAGUAGUUUUUGUGCAAGAUCCUAAUGUGAGCAUUUGUUGUGGAAGAAAAUGGACAAAUCAGUAUUGUUUAACUUAAGGGUUUUACUUGCAUGACACAAAGAUAACAUAUUUUUAAA
Boleophthalmus pectinirostris (great blue-spotted mudskipper) is the source of this 2285-nucleotide messenger RNA. Its product is annotated as E3 ubiquitin-protein ligase TRIM39-like. Lineage: Eukaryota; Metazoa; Chordata; Actinopteri; Gobiiformes; Gobiidae. Bases 133 to 1944 code for a protein of 603 amino acids. The record is from RefSeq and is a predicted model, not a curated record. The transcript has 2 exons. Gene Ontology annotation, molecular function: protein binding; zinc ion binding.